Messenger RNA from Serpula lacrymans var. lacrymans S7.9, 1437 nucleotides. RefSeq lists its product as uncharacterized. Lineage: Eukaryota; Fungi; Basidiomycota; Agaricomycetes; Boletales; Serpulaceae. Bases 1 to 1437 code for a protein of 478 amino acids. The transcript has 10 exons. The record is from RefSeq and is a predicted model, not a curated record.
AUGUCUGUAUUUGAGCCUGCAGUUGUCAAGAGCCUCAUCAAGAACUUGCUUCCUCAAAAUGAAAAGGCUGUAUUUGAGAAUAAAUGGAAAACAGUGUUUGAAUGGGCUGCAAAUGUAGUCGAAUAUGUUGACUAUAUCUACAAGGCAACAAAAGUCCAUGGAAAUAAGAAAUUAGCAAGCACUACAGCCCCACAAAACGUGAAGAUAGAUAUACCAUUAUAUGGUCCUCAAUUCAUCCCUCCCACUUAUUUCCACCUGGAAAAGCAUCAAUUCCAGCCAACCAUCAAGCCAGAAUUAACAUACCUCAAACCGCUUAAUAUCACUCAUCUGUUUUUUCAUGAGAACCUUGAAAAGUGUCCAGCAUGUGGGGUGACUGAUGGUGUGGCUUGGAGUGGCUGGACAUCAACGGGGCCAAGAGAUUUGCAUGGGCUCCAAGUUGAGGAGACAGCGGCGCUUGGAUAUCAACUGCAUUGUCAGGUGUGUAAAGAGCAAGCUGCUGAUGGGACUGGCUUCUAUAAAGGCAAUAGAAAUUGUAACACUGGCUAUUGUUUUGCUACAACUAGCUAUGUGUACUGGGAGAAGUGGGAGUUCUGGGAAAUACCGUACCUGUAUGACUUGAUAUUCGGACUUCGUCCAUCAACUACAUCAGGAGGACUUUCUGAGCAUAUUAAGUACAUCUACCUUGCAUCCAUUGAACACAGCCAGCAAGCAGAGGGAAGGCAGUAUAUACAAACUCUCACAGGUGCUUGCUUAUCCCUUGAUAACAUGUUCAAGUCUGCGAGUAAAGCGACCGUGGCUGAUACAAGUGGGGGUAGAAUAAACAUGAAGCUGAUGAAAGGAGGACUCCUCAGUAUUAUAAACAAGCAAAACGAGAUUGUAAGCUGGAGACUCUGCCUGUCUCAAGCCAGUGCCAAAAUUCAAGAAACAUUAGAUGGUCUGAAGCUUCGGUAUAAGAAGUUAGGUGCUGACCUACCAGAGAUGAUUGUGGCAGACCACUGCUGCCAUGUUCAGGCAGCUAUAAAUGUGUCCAUGCCUGGCACACAGGUUGUUCUCGAUGUUUUCCACUUUAUAAUGAGGAAAGGAGGAGUCUGGUCAGCGGCUGCCACAAAGGUUCACGCUGAUCAACUGGCCCAUGUGAAGAAAGGUUGCCUGUCAAGAACUCAUCAAGACCUUCAAUCUGAUGGCAGCCAUAUUGAAGGGUUGCAUAAGGGCUGGAACUCUCUUAUGCGUUCAUUCCUGAGUGACAUAGAGAUGUUCACAGCCCUAGGCCAUGACUUUGUCCAUCGCUGUAAUAUUUGCAUCAGCAUCAACUCAGGAAACGCAACUCCCUUCAUCAAGUCUACCUAUAGAAGCCACCACCUUCAGCUCAUUAGCAGCAUAGCCAGCCAAUGGAAUACAUUGCAUCACAUGCCUAUGGCCAGUUCUCCCCACCAUUGA